Molecule: messenger RNA, 2052 nt
Organism: Protobothrops mucrosquamatus (brown spotted pit viper)
Lineage: Eukaryota; Metazoa; Chordata; Lepidosauria; Squamata; Viperidae
Product: vomeronasal type-2 receptor 26-like
Exons: 4
Coding region: 1-2052 (683 amino acids)
Biological process (GO): G protein-coupled receptor signaling pathway
Cellular component (GO): membrane
Molecular function (GO): G protein-coupled receptor activity
Source: RefSeq, a predicted model, not a curated record
AUGGCUGCUUCCUUUUACCACAUGGGUCCCAAAGAAACCCUUCAGACUGUUGGGAUUAUUUAUUUGCUGAAGCACUUUGGAUGGACGUGGAUUGGCCUUUUUAUUCUGGAUGAUGACAGUGGAGACAAUUUCUUCCAAGCCCUGGACCCACUUUUUUCUGAGAAUAGGAUCUGCUCUGCCUUUGUGGAGAGACUGCCUAAACAAGCAUUCUUUUUUAUGUUUCAAGGUGAUUUAAUGCAAAUGGUAAAUAUUUAUUUGAAUCACCCCAUAGCCAAUGCAUUCAUCUUUUAUGGGGAAAACACCACAGCCAUGCUUCUAUUUCUGUUCAUUAAGUUUCUAGUGAUAACCUGUGGAAAAAUGUGGAUUCUGACAGCUCAAAUGGACUUAACAUUAACAAGUCUUCAUCGACCAUCAGAUCUGCAAAUGUUUGAUGGAGCAAUAUCCUUUGCUAUUCAUUCUAAUGAACUGCCAGGGUUCAAUGAAUUCCUUGGUAAAAUAAAACCAUUUUGGACCCAGCGAGAUAGUUUGUUGAAAGAAUUCUGGGAACAAGGUUUUGAUUGUAGCUUUUUAGGCAGCAAUACGCCAGUGGACAAUGAUGAAGCAUGUACUGGGAAGGAAGAUCUAAGAAACCUUCCCAGGCAUUUAUUUGAGAUGACUGGCCACAGUUACAGUAUCUACAGUGCAGUCUAUGCUGUAGCACAUGCUGUUCACAACAUGAACUUACUUAGGUCUAAAUGCAAAAGAGUAACGCAAAGUAGAAGGGAUGAACAUCAAGAUCAAGGUACCUGGAAGCUUCACUCAUUUCUUCAAGGGCUUUCAUUCAAUAAUACAUUUGGAGAAACUGUGUCCAUCAACCAUCAUGGAGAAGUGCUUUCUGGAUUUGAUAUUACAAAUGUGGUCAUGUUUCCAAACAAUUCCUACCGUAAGGUGAAAAUUGGAAAGAUGGAUCCCAAAGCACAUGAUGGAGAUGAAUUUGUGAUUCAUGAAGAUUUAAUUGUGUGGCCCAAAUAUUUUAAGAGGGUCUUGCCGCGCUCAGUGUGUAAUGAUCCCUGUCCUGCAGGCUUUCAGAAGAAAAAAAAAGAAGGGCAUAAAUUUUGUUGCUAUGAUUGUGAUCCAUGUUCUGAUGGGAAGAUGUCAAACAUGUCGGAUGUGAUUGCCUGUUCUGAAUGUCCAGAAGAUCAAUAUCCAAGUAAGGAUAAAGUUCGAUGCAUCCAAAAAACCAUAACUUUCCUAACAUAUGUAGAACCUUUAGGAAUUAGUUUAGCUAUGAUUGCUUUUUUAUUUUCAAUCAUUACUGUGUUCAUACUUGGAACAUUUAUCAAGUAUAAAGACACCCCUAUUGUUAAAGCUAACAACAAGGACCUCACCUACACGCUCCUCAUCUCCCUUCUGCUUUGCUUUCUCUGCUCUUUUCUUUUCCUUGGAAAACCCCUCAAACUGAUUUGCUUCUUCCGACAAUCAGUCUUUGGUAUUAUCUUCUCUGUGGCUGUUUCUUCUGUAUUGGCCAAAACUAUCAUGGUCAUUGCAGCAUUCAUGGCCACCAAACCAGGAUCUGACAUGAGAAAAUGGUUGGGGAAAAGAUUGUCCAUCUUAAUUGUUAUUUUCUGUUCCUUCAUUCAAACAAUCAUUUGUGUAGCAUGGAUCGUCACCUCUCCCCCCUUUCCAGAACUUAACAUGCUAUCAAUGACUGAAGAGAUCAUAGCAGAAUGUAAUGAAGGAUCUGUUGUGAUGUUUUAUCUUGUCUUGAGCUAUAUGGGGUUUCUAUCUUUGGUCAGCUUCAUGGUGGCUUUCCUAGCUAGAAACUUGCCAGACACCUUCAAUGAAGCCAAGUUCAUCACCUUUAGUAUGUUGAUGUUUUGUAGUGUUUGGUUAACUUUUGUUCCAACCUAUGUGAGUACCAAAGGAAAAUAUAUGGUAGCUGUGGAGAUCUUCUCCAUUUUAGCUUCUAGUGCUGGGUUAUUGGGAUGUAUCUUUUUCCCUAAAUGCUACAUUAUUUUGUUGAGGCCUGAGCUCAAUAGCAAAGAGCUACUUGUAAAGAGAAAACAUUUCUGA